This is a messenger RNA of Diaporthe amygdali, 1422 nucleotides long. RefSeq names its product cytochrome b2. Gene Ontology annotation, molecular function: oxidoreductase activity; heme binding. The record is from RefSeq and is a predicted model, not a curated record. The coding region runs from base 1 to 1422 and encodes 473 amino acids. The transcript is spliced from 5 exons. NCBI's taxonomy places the organism in Eukaryota, Fungi, Ascomycota, Sordariomycetes, Diaporthales, Diaporthaceae.
AUGGACGCCAAGAACGAAAUGCAGAUUUCGAGCACUGAAUUAGAGAAACACAGCACAAGGCAAGAUUGCUGGGUCGCUGUGCAUUCCAAGGUCUGGGAUCUCACAGAUUUCCUGGACGAGCAUCCAGGAGGCGCGAAAAUUCUUCUCUCGGUUGCUGGAAGAAAUGCAACAUCUGAGUACGACCAGGUUCAUGCACCUGGGAUCAUAGAGGAAAAUCUAUCGCCGGACAAAUUCAAAGGGUCUUUGCUUGAAGCCACCAGCGAUGUGGCCCCUCCAGGAGCUCUCGAAGAGGUUCAGAAUUCGCGAGAUCGCAACUUACCAGCGGACUCGUCUGUAGAUAUUCUGCCUGCGCUUCAAUCACUUUUGAGCGCAGCAGAUAUCGAAGGAGUCGCAAGUAAAAUGCUUUCUCGAAAAACUUGGGCUUUUUAUAGCAGCGCAGCAACUGAUCUGGUCACACAUCACCAAAACAAGGCAUUUUUGAGACGUAUCAUGAUCCAGCCCCGGGUGCUUAGAGAUGUCAAGAACACAGAUCAGACACGGUCAAUUUUGGGCCACAAGACAAGCGCCCCAUUUUUUAUCAGCCCAGCCGCAAUGGCAAGACUGGCACACAAAGACGGCGAACUCGCAUUGGCGAAAGCGGCUGGCGAGGAAGGGAUUAUACAAUGUCUUUACGUCAAUUCUGAGCGCCACAAAACGACAGAUCUUCUCCGAAAAGCGCGGAGCCUGGGGAUCAAAGCCAUUUUUGUGACAGUCGAUGCGCCAGUACCGGGCAAGCGGGAGGCGGACGAGCGUCUAGCCACCGAAUCUGCAGUUCAAUCCGCAGUAAGCGGUGCCACAUCAAGCAACGACAAGAAGGGAGCCGGUAUAGGGCGUCUGAUGGGACAGUAUAUCGACAAGUCAUUAACUUGGUCUGACCUUGCAUGGAUAAGGGAGGAGUCAGGCCUCCCGAUAGUGUUGAAAGGUGUACAAAGUGUCGAAGAUGCAAAGCUCGCGGUAGAAUAUGGCGUUGAUGGUAUUCUUUUGAGCAACCACGGCGGUCGAUCUUUGGAUACCUCCCAGCCAGCCAUUUUGAACCUUCUCCAAUUAAGACUCAAGUGUCCGGAGAUCUUCUCCAAGCUUGAAGUUUACGUGGACGGUGGGUUCGAACGAGGCACAGAUAUACUCAAAGCUAUUGCUCUAGGGGCAACAGCCGUUGGCAUUGGUCGGCCGUUCCUGUAUUCACUAGUGUACGGACAGCAAGGUGCUGAGCAUCUCAUCCAAAUCUUGAAAGAUGAGAUCGAAGUCUCAAUGAAGCUCUGUGGCCUAACAAGUCUGGACCAAGCAGGCCCGGAGUUCCUAAACACGGCUGACGUGGAUCACUUGAUUCGGUCAGCUCAGAGGUUCCCUGCUUUGCUAGGACUCCAACAUAAAGCACGGCUGUAA